CUGAUCUGCGCCCUAGCCGGGACAGAGGCCAUUUCUACUGACUGCUAGAACUCUCAGCCUCCCCAAAGCCUCUAAAGACCCUUCUGUGCAGCUAUUCAGGACCACUGAAGCCAACACUUUUUCCCAAGAACCUCAGCCCCACUGACCCACCGCCCCAGCAAGAUGAGCUUCUCGCUCACAUUCACUGAGCUGGUCAAUGUUGCCGUACCGCAGUGCGGGAUGGUGAACUUCAAGGCCCUGCAUCUUCUGCUCCAGGGCAUCCUGGAGCACAUCCACAUGACUGAUGUCAAGAAGGUCCUCUCAGGGGAUGAGGACUUCCUCCAGACCUCACAGGUGGUGGUCAUGCCCAGGGAAGGAGAUGCCCAGCCCAUCAUUAGUCCCAUGAAGCGGCUCAGCAACGUCUUUGACCAGGUGGUGAGCCGCAUUGACAAGAUAGAAAACCAACUGGCCAUCCUGCAGGACCUGCCCUCCACCACCCAGUUGCUGGAGGCCAGCCAGGGGACCGCCCGACCCAUCGAGUACUUGUGGCAUCUGAUGAAGCUGAGGAAGAUGGUGGAGGGCAAUGAGGAAGCCAUGGAAAAGUCCAUACAGACCCUGCAGGAUUUGCUUACGGAUCUUUAUGCACUCAAGGUCACAGUUGAAGACCUCAGGAAGGAUGUGGACAUGCUGAAGGACAGGUUUGAACAGGUACACCCGGAAAGACUGGAUCUCUUCUCUGAAGACCUGAAAACUCAGAACCGGCAGAUGAUUGUACUAAAGCGUGAAAUGAUGUCUCUCCAAAAAAAGGUCCAUGCCAUCCCCAGCACGGAGGAUGUGGUGCUCUGGAGUGGCCUCCACGAGGCCAUGUUCACCCCAGUGAGUAAAGGAGGAGGAGCCGGGUCAAGCACGUGGGGAGCUGGCCAGCCUCAUCAGGCCCUUCCUCCUCAGGGGGCUGCUCCGCUGGAGCUGGAGCUGUCCAACGCGUGGCAGACCACAGAGCCACUCCCACAGGCUGCCAUUGCGCAGACCCAGAACCUGGAAGAGGUUGGUCACACCCAUGUUGUUGAGCCUGUCCAGGGUCCCAGGCUCCUACAAGCUGCCUGGCACUCUGAUGUCCAGGUACCCCUACCAGACCAGGAAUCUGGCCAGGCACUUCCAUUUGGCAGUGCCAAUGGGCCAGGCCAGCCUCAGACCCUCAUCGCUGGGCCUGGGCCUGCCGCUGGGCCUGGGCCUGCCUCUGGACCUGAGCCUGCCGCUGGACCUGAGCCUGCCGCUGGACCUGGGCCUGCCGCUGGACCUGCAACUGCACCGGGACCGGAGUCCCAGUCCAUGGCUACACUAGGGCCCCCUGUGAUGCCUGGGUUCACACCAGCACCUUUGGUUACCUUUGGACCUGGGACUGGCGCUUUGCCUUUCUGGCCCAAAGGUUUAUUGCAGCCUAGCACAAGUCCAUCCGGCGCCCUGCAGUCCUUUCAGCCCCAGCCCUCCAGGGCGCCACCCUCAGCUCAGGAGUUCGGAUCAGCAUGGCCUUCUUCACUGCAGCCUUUUCAGUUUUUCAAGGGAGAGGCCCACCAGCUCCCCAUGAUCGAAGAAAAGGGGGAAAAAUAUUAUGCCCAGUAUGUGAAACACAUUCAGGAAGGAUCCCCCAAGGAUGGGGCACCCAAAGAGAGGGCCUCCCCUGAUGGAAUCCCCAAGGAUUGGAUCCCCAGGGACAGGGCCCUGGAAGUACGGCCCAAGGGCCCCAAGUCUGCCCUGAAUCGGCUGAAAAACGCGGUUGCUACUGCCACUGCUGCUGCCGCCGCCUACGCAGCUGCCGCCACCUCAGCAGCCCGGACAGCCAGGGCCGCUGCAAAGGCGCUAGAGGACACCCCUGCCACCAAAAUGGCUACUGAGGCAACCACUACAGCAGCAUCCGGGCCCUUAGGGGUCUUUGCAGAUGUCCUAGGGGCAGGGUCUUCACGUGGAGCUCUAGACUUCACAACCUCUGGUGAGAAGCAGGAAGACUUGGUGACAGAGUACGAAACAUUCUCUCCCCCGCACACCCUGGACCUUGGCAUUCGCGAGUCAGCGCUGUCCCAGGGGAUGCUGGCUGCCACCCAGGCCGUCAGCCCUGAAGACAAGAAGAAAGCCGUCAAGUGCUCCAUGAGCCACAUAGCCCAGAUGCCCAUGAGACACGACAACCUGAAAGAGGAGUUCGCCCAGCUGUCAUCUGAUUUGAUGCAGCGCUUCAAUUAUCUGGUUGACAUGGCAGGUGCCUCCAGGCUUGGAAUGGCGGUGGACCAAUUGGAGGGAAAGAUGAACAACCUUGAGAAAUCCAGGCUAAAGGAGGAAGAACUUGAGAGAGUUUGGGGCACCCAGUUAGAAGCAAUGAAGAAUCGCUACAUAGUGCUGGACAGGGCGGUGGAGAAGAUCCAGACUCGCAUGGAUGACUUAAAGAUUCUCCAGGCUCAAAUCAAAUCGCUGGAGCAGAGCAAGGUGAAUAAAAUCACCAUGGAGCAGGAGCUGAAAGAAAAAGCCGACAAGAGUGCCCUGGCAAGCAAGGCCAGCAGGGCUGACCUGGAGACGGUGGUGACGGAGCUGAACGGCAUGAUUCAGGGCAUGCUCUUGAAGGUCUCGACCCAUGAGGAUGACUGGAAGAAGUCUGUAAAGCAGCUCAGGAAGGACAUGAGUGCUAAGCUGGCCCCCACUGACCUGGAUGCUCUGAAGAAAGAAGUGGCGGACAUCUGGCAAGCAGUCAAAAAGCUGAUGAUAGAGGGCUUCCGACUCGACCCAGAUCGUGCUGCAGGCUUCAGGAGGCAGCUGUUCCAGCGAGUGAAGUGCAUCUCCUGCGACCGGCGGGUGGAGCUCAUGACUGGCCCACAGCUGAUCACCAUCCGCAGAGCCCACCUGUUGUCCAGGCUGCGGCCAGCCAGUGCCAACAGCUAUGAGUACCUACAGCGCCAGCAGAUGAGGGAACAUCACCAGCUGCGGUUCCAGGAUCUCAGCAUCCCAGAGGAGAGCUUCAACCCCUUGGCCUCCCACCAGGACUGGGGCGAUGGCCCCCGAAAUGACCCCAGCCUCAAACUCAAGUCAUACAACCUGUCAACUCUGUAUCCUUAUGGGGACCCUCAAGUGAUAGACUAUGACACUGCUGAGGUGGACAUCCUGGGAGUGGAUGGGAUCCUGUACAAAGGCCGAAUGAACCAGACUGGGACUCGACUCUUGGCCACUGGGGAGAAAGAGCCAGCAGCUGUGAAGACUCCAUGUCCGCCAGGUCAAAGUGACCAUGUGCGCUCUAGUGCCUUAGCUGGUGCUGUCUAUCCCCCCGUGGGGCCUCGCACCAGCACCAACUCAACUGCCUUAGGCACUCCCACAACGACGUUGGCUCAGCCGCCAUCUCUGCUGCCUCUGACGCCGCUGCCACCACUCGUCCCACCCCCAAGGGACCCACAGCAGACCCCAGAGUUCACCAGACACUUAAGAUCUCCACACCUUGAAUCCCGAGCCAGCAUGCGGCCUGUGGAGGAGCCCACCAACCUGACUCUGUUCAAAUGAGGCCAAGCUCUUCCUGACUCAGGUGACUCCUCUCUCCAUGCUGCCUCUGGCAGGGGCACUGGUUGGCAUACCUCAAGCCCCUACCUCCAUGUCACAGAUGAGUAUUUUUGGCAACUUCUUCCCAGAAUAAAAUCUUGCACCUGUCUGACUGUAGACGAGGUAUACUCUUCAGAGGGUGGCCUUACCCACUCUGUGUGGGUGUGUGGGACUUGCCGGUCCCUUCUCUGGUUGCCACUGCCAGGACUAGCCUCCCAGCACCUGUCCCGGCGCAUCUAGGCUUCUUGUCAUCUCACACUCACAAUAAACCUUCCUCUUCCGCCACGUUUCCCAUGGUGGCCAUGUGCCCUGAGCUGUCUCAGCUGUGUGUGGGUAGUACAGAGGUCUUGACAAGCUGCCCAGGAGGCCACACCUGCUGGGUAUUGUGUAGGAGUAUCAGGGGCCUGGCUUCAUUCCCUCCUCCACCAAGGGAGCUGUGGCUCCAGCUCGAGUCAGCUGGGAAAUGCGGCUCCUGGAGGCAGCCCACUGCCAACACGCCAGCACCCGGGGCCGCUCCUUGGUCCUCACCGCUGGGCACCACUCUCCCUCAGAGUCUCCUGUCUGCUUCCAUUCAGUUCCUUCAAAGCCACUUUCUGGGCCCAUUUCAGAGGUUUACAUACCUGAGAAAUCAGUGCUUGAGUUGGUUCCUCCAGGCCAGGGAGUAAGAAGUAAAGGCCCUGCUGGUCAAUGUGUAACCUGUCUAUAUCCUGACAGGCCUCUUGGGUACUUGGAAGGUGGGGACUUCAGCCAGGAGUGAUCCCAGAAGACAGUCCUGUCCCUGGGGAGGGGAUGGGCCUGCAGGCCUUGGGGGCUUAAAGGGGAGCUGCACCAACCCAAGGUCCCUGGACAACUGCUUCAGGAGCAUGGGUGAACCCACUGCAACAGAGGAAGGUAUGUGGCAACAGUGGAAGCCCAUUUUGGACAGCUUCCUGUAUGAAAGCCUGAGCCGUAGCUGCAAGGCCAAGCUAGAUGGGGCAAGGUGACCGAUCUCUUCCUGGCUUGCCCCGGAGGGAGUUUCCUGGAACUAGGGCUCAGUUUUUACACUGAGGCGAACUGGUCUUGUGCAGAAUGAGGCUUUUGGGGGCUGCACAAAUUGGGCCAGGUAGCUUGGGGAAGGAGAUGGCUUCUGCAGAGCAGCCUGGAGGUGCUGCUGGAUUGGAGCAGGUACUGUGUGGUGAACAUCCUGCACCGGCAAGCCUAGCCCUGUCACUGCAAGUGAAAGUUCCCUUUCAAAGACCACGGACUCAUUAACCUAAGGUAUAAAUUCCUGACACCAGUAAAUGUGUGUUCCAAGACCGGUGCUCUACGCUGGGAAAGUGAAGUGCCAGUGCCUGAAGGCAGAGGGCUGGGUGGGCGGAAACGCAGGCUGUAGAAGGAAGAGCCUUCUGGGUGGCAACUUUUAAGGACAGUGGACUCACCAUGCACUGAUUCCUGUCACACUUCUGACUUCCUGUGGAUUGGAGGCUCUAGGCAGAGACUCUGCAAACACUACCACCAAAGAAGGUUUCUCUUUUCUCACCCCUUCUUCCCCUAGCUCAUGGCUUCAUCAAGAUCUGCAGAAAAUGACAAUAUUUACAGCUUUGUUGUUCCCUAGGACAUGAGAAGAGGCCCAGAAAGCAGAGCAGGAUUUGCCAACAGACUUCCAGCAUGUUGCACUGUGCCACUGAAAAGGCCUUGGCCAUCCUUAAGUGGCCUCUUCACUGGGGUGAGGGAGGACUUGGCACUACCUCACCCCAGAAAUGACUGUGUUAAGGCACAUUCAUAAUGUGUAUCUUGCCCGAAUAUAAGCUGUGGCUACAAACCACAGCUUAUAUUCUAAAUGCAGGUGUUGGAAAUAACUGCAUCAAAAGACCCCAUCUUGGCCAGCUCAGGCGGCCUUCCCACACAAGGAGGUAGAUCUGAGUCAAAGGACUCAUCUGUCCUCUGUGGGGCAGGAACUGCUGUGAAACGGCCCCCAGAGACCUUCCGGGCUACAACUAGCCUCAGGGACAGCCUGGAUCUCUGGGCUGGCCACAGUGCAUGCUCAGAGAACCUCAGUGGGUCCACUGGACAAACCCUGGGGACACUCAGUAGCCCUGGGUGUGGCUCCACAUCCAAGACUUGCCGGAGAACAAGCCCUUCUCUCUUCAAGGCUGUCUGAAGGAGCCCUGCCUGCCACAGAGAGCAGCUUAGUAUCGUGUUCCUGAAGCUAGAUGCCCCUUCACGCCACCAAGCAGGGUAUUUACUUCUGUAGCUGCUUGUGGUGAAAAGCAAAGCCCUCCCUUCAAAAUGCAGAUUCCACAGCAACAGUUGGAAAUGACCAUCUGUAUGGCCAGUGGAGCGGAAGGGCCUGGCCUGGCAGGGGUGGGAAGGCUGUGUCCUCAGCAUGAUGGUUAGCUCCAGCUGACUGGGGCCUUGAGGGAAUUUGGGACAUACAUUCCAGUUACCAAAAUCAGUCAGAAAUGGAGCUUUUCACAUAAACCCUCUUGAUUUAAAAAUGUUAGUAAACGUAUUUAAAAAACGUGUGACACUGUAAAUCACACAGCACACAGCAGGGACUUCGUGUUUCCAUAUAUAUCUUCCCUCAGGUAAGAGCCCUUCCUCACAGCAAAAGGGCACAGCCACUGCUUAUCACUGGGCAAGGCCAGGUCUACAUUCACAAACACUGCCACAUUCUCUUUGGGAAUCAGACACAAAGAGCUUGAAGUGAGUUCUUUUUAGCAAUCUCGUGGAUCCAAGUGGCGUUUGUUAGAGUGGAAUUUUGGGUUGUUUUUUUUUUUUUUUUUUUCUGGUACGGGGAAUUGAACUCAUGACUUUGCACUUGCCAGGCAGCUGAUGUGCCACUGAGCUAAAUCCCCAGCCUGCUAGAGUGGAAUUUUGGAAAGACAUUUGAAGCACCAAUCCAGUAAGCAAGCAGGGCAUAACCAGCUCAGAAAAGCUGGACUUCGAAGUAACAAGGCUAGUUUCCUUGUUUCUCAGGCAGUUUCCGAUUGAAGGCCGACUGGGGUGGCCUGUUAAUUGUGGGUGUUUUGCUAGAACUUUGGCCCUUGGCUUCUCACCCAGCUUACUCUUGAACACAUGGGUCACCUUCAGUCUUAAAACUUUGCUUCUGUAAUUUCCCAAUUCCAAGCUUGGGUUACACCACAGAAGUUUCCAGGUUCACUCAUAUUUGAGUUCUGGGGCACAUGGUGUAUCUUUGUGGGUCACUUCUGGCUCCCCUGAAGUUCUCGCCCUUUUUUUUUUUUUUUUGCAGUACUAGGGAUUAAACCCAGGAUCUUCACACACUGAGCCACAUCUCCAGCCAUUUUUUGUCGUCUUUUUCCCAGAUGGUUUCAUCAAGUAGUCCAGGCCGGGCUCAAAUUUGCUGUCUUCCUGUCAGCUACCCAAAAAUGUUGGGGUUACAGGCACAUGCCAUGUCUGCUUUAGUACUGGUCUAAUCUUAAAGCCUUUCUUUCUUUCCUAGAUUUUUAGGUCAGAGACUGAAGCACAUCUGGCAGGGCCCGUGGAUCUAUUGGCACACCCAAUUUCCAGGGCGCAAUUCCAGCCCUACCUUACCUAGGACUUCCAGAUUGCUUCCUCCUAGGAGAGGGUUCAAACAGUUUUCACCUUGUCUGGGAUACACGAGUCAGAGAUGAGAGCCAGUGUGGUAGUGCACACCUGUAAUCCCACCUAUUUGGAAGGCUGAGGCAAGAGGAUCUCAAGUUUGAGGCCAGCCUGUACUACUUCAGGAGACCUUGUCUCAAAAUAAAAAUUCAAAGGGCCAGGGGAAUAGCUCAGGGGUAGACUGCUUGCCUCAGCAUCCACAAGGCUCUGGAUUCCACUUCCAGCACCGUGGGGGAAAACGUUGGCCUAGGUCCUUGGACCCUUCCCUUCGGUGGCUGCCUUAGGGGUGAGGCCAGGAACGUGGGUAUUUCAUAAGGAUUUAGGGAUCUUCGUGCUCUAGGCUUAAGAACCAAAUCUAGUAGUUCCAAAUCACUGUGCUAAGCAACUGCCUCAGAAUCUCCUGGGAGCUGUUUUAUUUUUGGUAACAACUUUGAAGUGUAACUGGCACGCCAGGAAACUCACCUUUUCAGCGUAGUGAGUGGCUGCUAGUGUAGGUAGAUGGCUUGCUGUUAUCUACCUGGUGGUCACUCCGAGACUGACCUAAUAGGGCCAGGAACCUUUGGACUGCUGGCCUGAGCUAGGCAUGUGAACCCCAGGACUUCGGAGGAGCCCUGCACUGGAGCAGCUGCCUUUUUGACGGUCACAAGUAGGGGUGCUACUAGAUCUAGUUGGUAGCCUAGAGGCUGUGUGCAUCCCAUGGUGCACAGGGCCUCCACUGUAGGGACAAGGAUUUGGGCCUAGAUAUUAACAGUGGUGAGGUUAGAAAGGCCAGACCUAGAACCUUUCAAGUCCUUUCUGCCUUAAUGUAAGCAUGAGACCUCCAGGCCCAGCUCACAGUGGUCCCCAGGACUUCGUAGUGGCCUCAGUAGCAGCAUCUUCUGGGUGAUGAUGCUGGUCUGAGUCACCACUUUAGUACAGGACAAGUACAGGGUACCUAAAUGUUGCUGGGCACUUAAAAACUGGUGCUUCUCAGCUUCCAACCAUGCAGAAUCUGGACUGUGCACCAUCUAAUAGGUGAUGCUUAUGGCCACCUUAGCAAUCUGCCCCAAGCUUCAUGAAUAAGGUGGUAGGUGACUGCCUCUGCAAAAUCUUUCCCUACCACUUAUGGGUAUGUAUGGUGGUUUCCAAGAAUUUCUGUCCAGUUCAGAGUGGAGAAGCUGCAGAGCAAAGCAUCAGGAGGCUGGAGAGCCCUCUCCUGCUAUAAAGGUAUUCUGGGGUGAUGCAGGGAGAACAGGCACCUCAUUGGGCUGUUGUUGAAGGCUGGGCUCAGAGGGUCCAAGAGUGCUCCUA
This is a messenger RNA of Chinchilla lanigera (long-tailed chinchilla), 8421 nucleotides long. It is a transcript of the gene CUNH16orf96, whose product is annotated as chromosome unknown open reading frame, human C16orf96. The record is from RefSeq and is a predicted model, not a curated record. Lineage: Eukaryota; Metazoa; Chordata; Mammalia; Rodentia; Chinchillidae. The transcript has 16 exons. Bases 163 to 3513 code for a protein of 1116 amino acids.